This is a messenger RNA of Didymodactylos carnosus, 630 nucleotides long. The record is from the annotation of a GenBank genome assembly. Lineage: Eukaryota; Metazoa; Rotifera; Eurotatoria; Philodinida; Philodinidae.
AUGUUAGGAUCUGAGAUUCCUGGUCAUGGAUUGUUCUUUCGUUCAAAUACAGACCCAAAGUGGGAGGAACUUGCGGCAACAUGGGGUCCGAAUCCACUAUCGUCAGAAUAUUUCGUCAAGCAACCAAAAACGGUCACCAAAGCAGUCGAAGAGAAAUAUACAAAAAUCCCGGGUUCGUGCAAUGAUACAAUUUGUACGACAGGUCGAACUUUAGCUCGUCUUGACAGUGAAGGUGUUGGUACUGGAUUAUGGUUUCAAAAUGGUUCCACUCCGCUUAGCUCUGUCGCAGUACCAUUAUUUGAAAAAGAUACUGUCAACACAAAAUGGAUUAAAGGAACUUGUUUUCCAUCUAUGGGUGUCCACUACUGGUACGAUAACAAAUUAGAUGCGGAUUGUGACACAUUCUUUCCAGCGUUCUUAUUAUACAAUAGAGGAAAAUUAACGGCACUUGGUUGGGUUAUCUUUCAAAAAGUUGUAUACACGAACCGAGCAGAACUUCCUCCGCUUGCUGCCAUUACCUCAUUUUUGAAACCCGUUCCGACCUGCGUCGAAAAACGUUAUACAGAUGCUGGUGGCUUCACAACAAUGCAUCUUUUUUUCAAUACAAACCCACCGAAUUUAAUCUGUUAA